Molecule: messenger RNA, 2874 nt
Organism: Saimiri boliviensis boliviensis (Bolivian squirrel monkey)
Lineage: Eukaryota; Metazoa; Chordata; Mammalia; Primates; Cebidae
Gene: KHDRBS1
Product: KH RNA binding domain containing, signal transduction associated 1
Biological process (GO): regulation of alternative mRNA splicing, via spliceosome
Cellular component (GO): nucleus
Molecular function (GO): mRNA binding; poly(A) binding
Source: RefSeq, a predicted model, not a curated record
CAGGCGGGCGCGGAGGGAAAGCCGGAGUCGGGAGGCGACUUCUUCGUACGGCGCGGUGGUGCGCAGGCGCCGUGGCUGGACUGGGGACUUUGUUCUCCGCGGAGAAACCCAAGGGCGGUGCCGGUGACUGGCUGCGCACGCGCGCCGCCUCAUUUCCGGUGCUCUCUCUCGCUGGGUCGCUAGGGUCGGCUUCGGUCGCUGCCGCUCCCGCUCUCCCACCCCCGCCAACCGCCGCCCGGGCCUCCGCCGCUACCGCGUCGCUUUCUCACUCCUUCGAUCGCACAUCUUCCCCGAUGCAGCGCCGGGACGACCCCGCCGCGCGCAUGAGCCGGUCCUCGGGCCGCAGCGGCUCCAUGGACCCCUCAGGUGCCCACCCCUCGGUGCGUCAGACGCCGUCUCGGCAGCCGCCGCUGCCUCACCGGUCCCGGGGAGGCGGAGGGGGAUCCCGCGGGGGCGCCCGCGCUUCGCCCGCCACGCAGCCACCACCGCUGCUGCCGCCUUCGGCCACGGGUCCCGACGCGACAGUGGGCGGGCCAGCUCCGACCCCGCUGCUGCCCCCCUCAGCCACAGCCUCGGUCAAGAUGGAGCCGGAGAACAAGUACCUGCCCGAACUCAUGGCCGAGAAGGACUCACUCGACCCGUCCUUCACUCACGCCAUGCAGCUGCUGACGGCAGAAAUUGAAAAGAUUCAGAAAGGAGACUCAAAAAAGGAUGAUGAGGAGAAUUACUUGGAUUUAUUUUCUCAUAAGAACAUGAAACUGAAAGAACGAGUGCUGAUACCUGUCAAGCAGUAUCCCAAGUUCAAUUUUGUGGGGAAGAUUCUUGGACCGCAAGGGAAUACAAUCAAAAGACUACAGGAAGAGACUGGUGCAAAGAUCUCUGUGUUGGGAAAGGGCUCAAUGAGAGACAAAGCCAAGGAGGAAGAGCUGCGCAAAGGUGGAGACCCCAAAUAUGCCCACUUGAAUAUGGAUCUGCAUGUCUUCAUUGAAGUCUUUGGACCUCCAUGUGAGGCUUAUGCUCUUAUGGCCCAUGCCAUGGAGGAAGUCAAGAAAUUUCUGGUACCGGAUAUGAUGGAUGAUAUCUGCCAGGAGCAAUUUCUAGAGCUGUCCUACUUGAAUGGAGUACCUGAACCCUCUCGUGGACGUGGGGUGCCAGUGAGAGGCCGGGGAGCUGCACCUCCUCCACCACCUGUUCCCAGGGGCCGUGGUGUUGGACCACCUCGGGGGGCUUUGGUACGUGGUACACCAGUAAGGGGAGCCAUUACCAGAGGUGCCACUGUGACUCGAGGCGUGCCACCCCCACCUACUGUGAGGGGAGCUCCAGCACCAAGAGCACGGACAGCGGGCAUCCAGAGGAUACCUUUGCCUCCACCUCCUGCACCAGAAACAUAUGAAGAAUAUGGAUAUGAUGAUACAUAUGCAGAACAAAGUUACGAAGGCUAUGAAGGCUAUUAUAGCCAGAGUCAAGGGGACUCAGAAUAUUAUGACUAUGGACAUGGGGAGGUUCAAGAUUCUUAUGAAGCUUAUGGCCAGGACGACUGGAAUGGGACCAGGCCAUCACUGAAGGCCCCUCCAGCUAGGCCAGUGAAGGGAGCAUACAGAGAGCACCCAUAUGGACGUUAUUAAAAACAAACAUGAGGGGAAAAUAUCAAUUAUGAGCAAAGUUGUUACUGAUUUCUUGUAUCUCCCAGGAUUCCUGUUGCUUUACCCACAACAGACAAGUAAUUGUCUAAGUGUUUUUCUUCGUGAUACCCUUCUUCUCCCCACCUUAUUCCAUUCUUAACUCUGCAUUCUGGCUUCUGUAUGUAGUAUUUUAAAAUGAGUUAAAAUAGAUUUAGGAAUAUUGAAUUAAUUUUUUAAGUGUGUAGAUGCUUUUUUCUUUGUUGUUUAAAUAUAAACAGAAGUGUACCUUUUAUAAUAAAAAAAAGAAGUUGAGUAAAAAAACACACACAAACCUGUUAGUUUCGAAAGUGACAUUGCUUGCUUAAAGGUUCUGAAGUAAAGGCUUGUUAACUUUCUCUUAGUUUUGAUUUGAGGCAUCCCGUAAAGUUGUAGUUGCAGAAUCCCAAACUAGGCUACAUUUCAAAAUUCAGGGCUGUUUAAGAUUUAAAAUCACAAACGUUAACGGCAGUAGGCACCACCAUGUAAAAGUGAGCUCAGAUGUCUCUAAAAAAAUGUUUCCUUUAUAAAAGCACAUGGCGGUUGAAUCUUAAGGUUAAAUUUUAAUAUGAAAGAUCCUCAUGAAUUAAAUAGUUGAUGCAAUUUUUAACGUUAAUUGAUAUAAAACAACAACAACAACAAAAUUAGGCUUGUAAAACUGACUUUUUCAUUACGUGGGUUUUGAAAUCUAGCCCCAGACAUACUGUGUUGAGAGAUACUUAGGGGUGGGAGUAGGUUUUGAAGAGGUUGAUGGUGGUGGGAAGGUAGGCCUCCUGAAUUGAGUUUGAUGCAGAGCUUUUUAGCCAUGAAGAAUCUUUCAGUCACAGUACUAAUAAUUAAAAUUUCAGUAUUUAAAAAGACAAAGUAUUUUGUCCAUUUGAGAUUCUGCACUCCAUGAAAAGCUCACUUGGACGCUGGGGCCAAAAGCCGAUGAUUUUCUUAAGUUGACGGUUGUCAAUAUUGAACUGUUCCCAAGGUAGUCAAGUAUGUCUCAACACUAGCAUGAUAUAAAAAGGGACACUGCAGCUGAAUGAAAAAGGAAUCAAAAUCCACUUUGUACAUAAGUUAAAGUCCUAAUUGGAUUUGUACCGUCCUCCCAUUUUGUUCUCGGAAGAUUAAAUGCUACAUGUGUAAGUCUGCCUAAAUAGGUAGCUUAAACUUAUGUCAAAAUGUCUGCAGCAGUUUGUCAAUAAAGUUUAGUCCUUUUUUAAUCAAA